This is a messenger RNA of Solanum tuberosum (potato), 3373 nucleotides long. RefSeq lists its product as uncharacterized. The transcript has 3 exons. The coding region runs from base 1791 to 2966 and encodes 391 amino acids. The record is from RefSeq and is a predicted model, not a curated record. NCBI's taxonomy places the organism in Eukaryota, Viridiplantae, Streptophyta, Magnoliopsida, Solanales, Solanaceae.
UGAAAAAUGUAGUCUUUUUGAUGUUCAUUGAAUUGUUUAUGGAUUUCUGGGGUUUGGUGAUACUUGUUGAAAUAAAUCAUGGUUUCUUUAAUGUACCAUUUUUGUUGUAUAUUUGGUUUUCAUCUGUUUGUUUGUUUGUUUAUGUUUGGGACAGUUGAAGGCAAUGAAAUGUGAAUGCAAAUUGGGAUUAUUUUGGAGAUGAAACAACAUUAUUAUGAAAAUGAGGGACUGUCUGUUUUUUUCCUUUUUUCUGCGAAAAAUAACUAUGAACAUUGAUUGUUGAUAAUUUGUGUGGUGUGUUUUAGUUAUCUUUGAAUGUUGUCUUUUUGUAUAUAUUAUCUGAUGCAUGAGACCAUGUGCAAUGUUGUUAUCAGUGUGACUUCUUAGUUGGAGGAAACCUUUUAACGUUCUUCAGAGCUUCGUGGGGUGGGUUCUAUCUUUACCGUCAUUUGAUUCUUGAUUUAGCUAUGUCAAAGGGAAGAAUAACUAAAACUAUAGAGACGUAUACCUAAAUGCUAAUAUCUUUUAGAAAUGCUCUGUUAUUUUUCUGUUGUAUGUGCUAAUUUUUCCAUUAAAGAUAUAAUUUUGAUACUCCCUACUCUAAUUUUUGGUUUAACAAGGCUCUACUUUAGUUAGUGUAUCACAUUCUCUUCGGUAAAUGAAUUCAGUUAGCUUUAGGUGUUGGUUAAGCUCUCCCUAUGUGCUAUAUUUGAGUUCAUAAAAAGAUAUGUUAGGGAUCCACAGAGAGCUCACUUUCAUUCAAAGGUGGUUUUGCAAGGAAAACAAGUACCUCAUGGUGCUUCUAUUUUGCUGUCAAAUGCUGGAAGAGACUGAAGCUAUAUAUUUUUUAUGAAGUAAUCAAAUUUUAUCAACUAAAAGGGCAAAUAGCGUCUGUAUACAAGGUGUAUACCUUAAAACUAGGAGUAUACAAAUAUAGUUUUCUACAAAUAGAACUAUUUUGUCAAGUGCAACCAACUUAAGAGCAUGUAUACUUUUUUAUAAGCUCAUGGCUUUUAUGUAGAAGAUUUUCUUGGAUUUUGAUUGUAUAUUUGGAUAAGAUUAAAAAUGACCACAUUCACCAAAAGCUGCAGGUAGCACACAUUGAGAAUAAGUGAGAGCUGCCAACUUGACAUGGCUUGGUCACGUUCUACAUCGACCUACAUAUGCACUAGUCCAUAGGUGUGGAACUAUGAUGAGUAAAAGUGCUAAAAGGGGAUGGGGUUGAUCUAAAAUCACAUGGAAAGAAAUUGUCUACAAAGACCAACAAUUUCUUAGAAUCAGUGCUGACUUAGCUAAAAUUAGGGCACAAUGGAAGAUAAAGAUUCGUAUAGGUGAUAUCUUUUAGGUGGGAAUAGGUUUAGUCUUGUUAGUACGUUCAUGUUGAACCUGUUGCUUUUCUAGGAGCAUUUUGACCUAAUCAAUUUAUAUGUACACAACAUAUUUUUCACAUUUAUUUUUGUUUGGUAUGAAUUAUGAUGAUGACAUGAGUUAAGAUUAAACAGAGAAACAUGGUCAGUGAGGUAUCAUGUAGCCGACCCCAACUUGUUCGGGAUUGAGGCAUAGUUAUUAUUGUUGAUUGCAUAUUUAGUCUUAAUUCAUUAUUGAUGGUUGUUUAACACACAUUUGGUUUUCCGAUAUAGUGUUCUUAACUUCAUAUUUGUUGCGCAAGGUACAUGACAGCUUAAAAUGUUGAUUUGAUGAUUAUUCAUGAUCAAUUGACCAAAUUCACAUCAUGUAGGACAUUCUCUUAAUUCUUUUUAAAAUCCAUUUGGAGAUAGAUACACCAAAGCAUGGAUGAUGUCGACAUAGAAUUGGAUGAACUGGAAUUAGUUGCUGCUGCUGCUGGUUACCACUAUUAUAAUUGUAUAGCUAGGCAGCCUUCUCGUGGUUCAACUCCUAAAGGGUCUGGGUUUUUGAGCGAACUGCUCAGUGCCGACAAUGAUGUGUGUCGGGAAAUGUUAAGGAUGGAUAAACAUGUUUUUCACAAGCUAUGUAACAUCCUUCGAGAAAGAGCCAUGCUACGUGACACAGCUGGUGUUAUGAUAGAGGAGCAAUUGGCAAUCUUUUUGAACAUUGUUGGCCACAAUGAACGCAACAGGGUAAUACAAGAGCGUUAUCAGCACUCUGGUGAAACAAUAAGCAGGCAUUUUAAUAAUGUAUUGAGGGCACUUAAGUCAUUGUCACGCGAGUUCCUUCAACUUCCUCCAGUCAGCACUCCUCUCCAGAUCCUUGAAAGUAAUAGAUUCUACCCGUAUUUUGAGGAUUGCGUUGGUGUGAUUGAUGGCAUGCGUAUCCCUGCUCAUGUGCCAGCCAAGGAUCAAUCUCGUUUUCGUAAUAGGAAGGGUAAUUUGACCCAAAAUGUAUUGGCAGCGUGCACAUUGGAUCUCCAAUUUAUAUUUGUCUACCCUGGCUGGGAAGGCUCAGCUACAGAUUCACGGGUACUGAGAGCAGUUCUAGAUGAUCCUGAUCAAAAUUUCCCUCCAAUUCCUGAAGGGAAAUAUUAUCUCGUUGAUACAGGUUAUGUUAAUAUGAAUGGAUUUAUUGCUCCAUUUCCAGGAAUUCGUUAUCAUCUUCCUGAAUAUCGGGGUGCUAAUCUAUUACCUAGAAAUGCGAACGAGUUAUUUAACCACCGGCAUGCAUCACUUAGAAAUGCCAUUCAGAAAUCUUUUGAUGUGCUGAAAACAAGAUUUCCAAUCCUCAAACUUGCUCCUCAAUAUGCUUUUCAUACACAGAGGGACAUUGUUAUAGCUGCAUGUGUUAUUCACAAUCACAUCCGGCGUGAGGAUAAGAGUGACUGGUUGUUUAAAGACAUUGAAGGAAGAUAUGUAGAAGAGUUGCCUGAUUUAGAUGACAAUCCUGAUCCACACUUGGCUUUUCAGGUACAAGAACAGAGUGCCUCUGCAUUGAGAGAUUCCAUUACAGCAGCAAUGUGGAAUGACUUUAUCAAUAAAUGGGAUGAGUGGUGAUUCAUGCUUCUUGGAGAAAAGAUGUGAAUACUUUCAUGUGUUCAUGGGAUGAGUGGAGAAAAGUUAUACCCCAUAUUCACAAUAUAAUUUUAUUUUUUGAUGACGGUGGUGUUCGGGAUAGCUUCCGCACACCUAGACUAGUUCCACCGGGUACCUGCUGCUUCUCGCCAGCAGUUACCGGGAGCGAUCUAUUUUAGAACCUUAUAUGUAAGAUGCUAGAUUUUGAAUAGAGGUUUGGACCUGACUACUUUCCUGGAUAUACUGUCAAAGAGGAAAGGUAGAUUUGGUGUUUGCCAUAGUGAGAAGCAUUCAGUUUUUGCUUUGUCAUAGUAAGUUUGUAAUACUAGCAAGAUAACACUCAUCCUUCAACCUGAGAAUCAUCUUCUUUUCCUUUUUCUGUGCCCAAA